CGGAGAAGCGAAGCGUAUCUGAAUUUACUCAUCUCAAAUCUCUCUCUCCCCGACCCAAACCUAACCAUCUCCCCCGACCUCUUCGCCUCAGUUUCCUCGCCUGACGAAACCCUAGAUCCCUCAAUCUCGCACAAUCCCUCCGCAAUUUCGCUAAAGAUCCGAUCUUUUUCCCUGGAUCGAAACCCUAGAUCGAUCCGGGUCGAUCCCCUUCGCCACCGCCGCGACGAUAGCGUCGUCUCCGACGAUGGGCGCCGGUAGGGUUUGCCGCGGUGGUACCUCCGCAAGGCCCUUCCCUUCCUGCGCCGGCGCCUCCUCCUCGUCGUCAGCGGGGGCGGUGCCGCCCCAGGAAACGGCGUCGACGUCGGUGACGGAGACGGUGAACGGUUCCCACCACUUCAAGAUCACGGGGUACUCGUUGUCGAAGGGGAUGGGCAUCGGCAAGUACAUCGCGUCGGACACGUUCACGGUGGGGGGGUACGAGUGGGCCAUCUACUUCUACCCGGACGGGAAGAGCCCGGAGGACAACGCGGCAUAUGUGUCGUUGUUCAUCGCGCUGGCCAGCGAGGGCACCGACGUGCGGGCGCUAUUCGAGCUCACGCUGCUCGACCAGAGCGGCAAGGGGCAGCACAAGGUGCACACACACUUUGGCCGGUCCCUCGAGGGUGGGCCGUACACCCUCAAGUACCGCGGCAGCAUGUGGGGUUAUAAGAGAUUUUUCAAAAGAACUGCCUUGGAGGCAUCAGAUUAUCUUAGAGAUGAUUGCCUCUCGGUUAAUUGUACUGUUGGUGUUGUUAGAUCGCGCACUGAAGGACCCAAGAUCUACAGUAUAGCAGUACCACCAUCUAACAUGUCACAGCACAUUGGCCAGCUUUUGGAAAGUGGAAAGGGAACUGACGUAACUUUUGAAGUGGAUGGGGAAUCUUUUGCUGCUCAUAAGUUGGUUCUAGCAGCUAGGUCGCCUGUUUUCAGGGCUCAGCUUUUUGGUCCAAUGAAAGACAAGAACAUGCAGUGCAUAAAAGUUGAAGACAUGGACGCUCCGGUUUUUAAGGCCUUACUUCAUUUCAUUUACUGGGAUUUGUUGCCAGACAUGGAAGAGCUAACUGGCCUGAACACAAAGUGGGUGUCCACAUUAAUGGCUCAGCAUUUGCUUGCAGCGGCAGACCGAUAUGCCUUGGAGAGACUAAAGUUGCUUUGCGAAACGAAGCUAUGCGAGGAUGUUGCUAUAAACACAGUUGCAACCACUUUGGCGUUGGCUGAGCAGCACCAUUGUCAUCAGCUUAAAGCAGUUUGCUUGAAAUUUAUUGCCUUGCCUGAAAAUCUCAGAGCUGUGAUGCAAACUGAUGGUUUUGAAUACCUGAAGCUGAGUUGCCCCUCUCUUCUGACGGAGCUGCUGGAGUAUGUGGCGAAGGUGGGAGAACAUUCCGUGAGCCCCUGCCUGUAUGCAAGCGAAACACUUGACGGCAGCGAUGUGAACGGGAGGCGGGUGAAGCCCCGGAUAUAAAAAUCAUGUCCCGAAAAUUACUAGCUCACCAGAAGUUACUCUCUGUUCUUUGCCCGCCUACUUUUCCUGUAAAGAGUCUUUCAUCUUGUGGUGCUCUUCCUAGUGCCCAAGUUACAAAACUCGUUGUAGCACCUAAAUACCUGUGUGUAAUUGUUCUACUUUGCUGGCUAAUUGCAUCUACUUUCAAAGACAUGCUGAUUUAUAUUGCGGUAACUAGCAAUCAUGAAUUAUGCUAGAGUAUGUAUUGAGAUGAUCAGUGUGCUGGAAUUAUAUUGAUCAGUGUGCUGGAAUUAUAUUGCUUUCCCAA
Messenger RNA from Ananas comosus (pineapple), 1808 nucleotides. RefSeq names its product BTB/POZ and MATH domain-containing protein 1. Lineage: Eukaryota; Viridiplantae; Streptophyta; Magnoliopsida; Poales; Bromeliaceae. The transcript is spliced from 4 exons. The record is from RefSeq and is a predicted model, not a curated record. The coding region runs from base 245 to 1501 and encodes 418 amino acids. Gene Ontology annotation, molecular function: protein binding. Gene Ontology annotation, biological process: protein ubiquitination.